UAAUUUGACAACAACUUACUUUGAACAGGUUUUUCAGAUUGUACCAUAUGAUAUCAAGAAGUUUAAUGGGAAAGGUAAACCAUGUCGUCUGGAUCGCAGGAUGAGUUCACUCCACCAUUUAAUAUAUUUGAUAUGUUAGGUCUUACUCCUGGAGAAUCAGCUAAAAGUUUUGCAGAAAUCUGGUACCAGGUAUUUUUAUGGGCCUUGUUUACCUCUAUCUUUGUUCAUGCCAUAGCAGCCAUCUUAGCCUUUGUACGUCUAAGAAAACAUAAGAUUGGACGAUGGAUGUCACUGGUCAUUAUAGUGAUGGGAGUUUUGUGUCCAUUAACAGGUGGUGUUAUUACAAGUGCUACAAUUGCUGGAUUUUAUCGUGGAUCUGACUUUGAGAUGAAACCAUUUAUUGCCUUGUUAUGGGGAUUAGGACAAACUGUAGUGGUGAUAGUUGUAUCAUUCAGUAGAAUUCUAGCUACAUUGUGAUGAAGGCUACAACACCCUGUCUGUCACAAGCAUUAGGAACAUCAAUUAAUUCAAAAUUGUGAGGCCGUUCAAGCCUAUCCGAAUGUAGCAUCAUUAUGAUAAAGGCCAUGUUAUCAUGUCUGUCACAAGAAUUAUGACUGUAAAAGAAUGAAGAGUGCCUAUCUGAAUGAGAAUAUAACUGCAGAAUAAACAUAACAUUUCAAGCUAUGAACUUUCAGAAUACUGCUGUCCUCCUACUCAUCAUAGUAAUCAAGUCAUGAUGUAUCAAAAAAAGUUAUAAGUAUUAAAAAAGACUAUUAUACAGAUAUGUAUAUGGAUUUUGAGUUCAAUGUCAUUGUCAGUUGUAUGUGUUUUGUUGGUUAGAACAUACACAAGUUUGUGCAUUUCAUUUCUAGUCAGGAUAAUUUUACUUAAUCAGAAUGUUAGUUCUAGCUCAAAGCUUCAGAUUAGCUGAUAUUUUCUCAUAGCACGAAAGUUGAAGGUGGGUAAUAGAGUUGUCUGUCCCAUCUGAAAAACUUUUUUUUAUGCACCAAAGAUUUCAAGUUUCACAUUCAGUUAACAUCAUUCAGUGCUUGGCUUAAACAUUUUUUUGUGUCUAAUUUCAUUAUUACAGCAUAGCUUGAGAUAUUAUAGCCUGGGGUCACUUAAUAUCCAAUUUUCAUUGAGAUAUACUGUUUGCAAAGAAAUUAUAAGUUUUUUUUUCAUUCAAGACUGCCAAUUUUGUUUAAAUUCUCUACUACAGUGUUUAUAUUUAUAUAUAGAUG
Messenger RNA from Mytilus trossulus (common blue mussel), 1241 nucleotides. RefSeq names its product transmembrane protein 170B-like. The record is from RefSeq and is a predicted model, not a curated record. NCBI's taxonomy places the organism in Eukaryota, Metazoa, Mollusca, Bivalvia, Mytilida, Mytilidae. The transcript has 4 exons. The coding region runs from base 82 to 477 and encodes 131 amino acids.